Orbicella faveolata is the source of this 870-nucleotide messenger RNA. RefSeq names its product small cysteine-rich protein 8-like. The record is from RefSeq and is a predicted model, not a curated record. Lineage: Eukaryota; Metazoa; Cnidaria; Anthozoa; Scleractinia; Merulinidae.
UCUCGUAGUGCGUCGUUCAAGAAGAAUUUCGAAGGAUAGUUCGUCUAGACGUUUAAUUUGUCUUGUGCCCGAAGACGAAAUACAAAUGUUUGCCCAAGUUCGUCCAAAAGGAUAAUGCGUCUUUAGUAUAAAAACGGCGAGGACGCAUUAUCCUUCUCGACAGAUAAUGCGUCCUCUAGUAUAAAAGCGGCCAAUGCUGAAACGAAAUCGUUAUGAACGGUGAACGCAAAAUGUGAGAAACGAUUGGCUUAAUUAGUAGCUCCAUUAGGAAUUAUGUUCUAAGGACUAAUGAUGCUUUUAACACAAGAAGCGCUCUGUUCGAAGUGCCGGUGAAGUUGGAAUUUAGCAAUCAAAGCUUUUCUUUACUGGGUGUUUUAAUGUCCAAUUUCCAUUUGCUUUUUCCUUUCCUGAGUCAAACUAUGUACAGUUAUCUUACUAGCCACUGCAAGACGAAACAGUCAGUGACUUUCGUUGCUACCAUUUGCAUGUUUGGCUAUCUUCAUGCCUCGCUAUUGAUAAACAUUCUCACCACCCUAUUUUCUGUUGCAGUAAAACAAUGAAUGUGUGCCUGUUCCUGAUUGUUUUGGGGAUUAUCACCGUGCAGGGCGCACAGCCAGAAAACCAACAAGAGAAGUCCAUUAAUGCCAAGCGUUUUCGUGAGCCAGAACCUUGUGCACGUGUGAAAGGUGCGGAAUGUAUACCACGCCCUAUGGACUCAAAUGUGUGGCCCUGUCCCAGUUUUAUUUGCCCUAUGAACCACUGUUCAGGGCCCCAGUUGGCAGUGUGCUGCUGCCCUGGGAACGACUGGCUUGAUUACAAGUAGUAGGAAUAAAUUUGAUACUCUUGACGCGGGACUUGAUUGUGACCUUA